UGUCUAGGCUUAAAGAACUUCCUUGAAAAAUAUGACUCUUUAACAAUGCCCAUAAAUCUUUCCGAAAAGGGAGAUAUACUGUAGAACAGCUUAAAAGCAUUUAUGCAAAAAUUUAUCCGGUGCAUGCAUUAAAGAAAGAAGAAUCGUCUUUUAUAUACUGUUUGUUACUUAAUCAUUAGUAUUAUUUGAUAUAUAUUCCAACCUCAAUUGAUCACUUAAAAAUAUGGUUUAACAUUCUUCCUGUGUAGUGGGUACACAGUAAGCACACAAAUUUAGACUAGCAAAAGUCUCCUCAGGCUCACUGACUGAAACAUAUUAUUCUUUUUCAAAGAAACCAGCAAGCCUUAGAGAAUGACAGCUAACCAAUUGCAUUAUCUACUUCCCAAAACCAGCCAAUUAUGGCUGUUUAUAAAGGUGAAUAUUAAAAGGAGGCUCUGCUAUAGUGGGAAAACACAAAGUGCAGAAGAAAAACUAUGAUGGGAGUACCUUUUUUCAUGUUUUUAUGGUUUAUUUUGUGUCUUUCUUUGUUUUUAGGAACCUCAGCAGAGAGGUCAACUUACAUUGUCCAUUUGGACAAAUCUUUUAUGCCUAAGAUUUUCGCUAGUCACCAAAACUGGCAUUCCUCCAUUAUCGAUACCAUCAAGGUUGACGCGCCCACUUCGGAAAAUGAUCACCAUUCAGCUCCAAAACUUGUUUAUUCUUAUGAUAAUGUGAUUCAUGGAUUCAGUGCUGUUUUGUCUAAAGAAGAGCUUGAAUCCCUCGAGAAUUCAGCAGGUUUCCUUUCGGCUUAUAAAGAUAGGACUGUUGAAGCUCACACAACUCACACCUCUGAGUUUCUUAAGCUCAAUCCUGCUUCCGGGCUAUGGCCGGUUUCUGGUUUUGGUCAAGAUGUAAUCAUCGGUGUACUUGACUCUGGUAUCUGGCCAGAAUCUGCCAGUUUCAGUGAUGAUGGAUUGCCUGAAAUUCCAAAAAGGUGGAAGGGAAUUUGCAAGCCAGGAACAGAUUUUAGUUCUUCAUUAUGCAACAGGAAACUCAUUGGGGCUAAUUAUUUCAAUAAGGGGAUUUUGGCUAGCGAUCCUACUGUGAAUAUUUCAAUGAAUUCUGCCAGGGAUACUAGAGGUCAUGGAACACAUGUAGCCUCCAUUGCUGCGGGUAAUUUUGCUAAAGGAGCUUCGUAUUUUGGAUAUGCUAAUGGAACAGCAAGAGGUAUGGCACCACGAGCUAGGAUAGCUGUUUAUAAGUUUAGCUUUGAAGAAGGAACUUUCACUUCUGAUUUAAUUGCUGCUAUGGAUCAAGCUGUUGCGGAUGGUGUUGACAUACUGACUAUUUCUUAUGGGUGGGUAAGAAUUCCAUUAUAUCAAGAUGCUAUUGCGAUAGCUUCUUUUGGUGCCAUGAUGAAGGGUGUCUUGGUCUCUGCUUCAGCUGGAAAUAGUGGCCCUGAAAUGGGAACAUUAAAUAAUGGAGCCCCUUGGAUUUUUACUGUGGCGUCAUGCUAUACCGAUCGAUCAUUCUAUGGGACUUUAACUCUUGGGAAUGGCGUAAAGAUUACUGGAUUUAGCUUGUUUCCCGUGAAAACCAUCAUCAAAGAUCUGCCGGUGCUUUACAAUGAAAGUAUAUCUCCUUGUGAUUCAUCUAACCCACUAUCCCGAAUACCUAAUGCUGGACGUAGCAUUAUGAUUUGUUAUAGCAAUGCAGUAGAUAUAGAGGACCAAAUGGUGGCUAUCUCUGAAUCAAAAUUUGGGGGAGCCAUCUAUAUUUCUGAUGAUCCAGAUGCAUUGUCAUCCAAUUUUUUUCCAAAUCCUGGAGUUGUGAUUAGCACCAAGGAAGGGAAACAAGUGAUAGACUAUGCAACCAAAAGUGUUAGACCCAAAGCUAGCAUCAGUUUCCAGGAAACACAUAUUGAUGUAAAGCCUGCUCCAGUUGUUUCUGGAUUUUCCUCGAGAGGCCCCUCGCGAAGCUAUCUGCGAGUUGCAAAGCCAGAUAUUGUGGCACCUGGAGUGCUAAUUUUAGCAGCCUGGCCAUCGAAUGUUUCAGCUGCAGUUAUUGGUGUCAAUACAUUUUUGGAUAGUGAUUACCGUCUUGAAUCAGGUACUUCCAUGGCUGCUCCUCACAUUGCUGGAAUCGCUGCAAUGCUUAAAGGAGCACAUCCUGAUUGGAGUCCUUCAGCUAUUCGAUCUGCCAUGAUGACCACUGCCAACCCUUUGGAUAAUACUGAAAAACCUAUCAAGACCACAGAUUACCUCGAAACCAAGGAUGCUACAUCACUGGCUAUGGGAGCCGGUCUUGUUGAUCCAAAUCUUUCAGUUGAUCCAGGCCUGAUAUAUGACGCAACUCCACAAGACUAUGUGAACCUUCUCUGCUCCAUGAAUUUCACACAAGAUCAAUUCAAAACAAUUGUUAGAUCAUUGGAUAAACAUAACUGUUCAAAUCCAUCUGACGAUAUCAAUUACCCAUCAUUUAUUGCUCUCUUUAGCCCAAAUGGGAACUACACUUGGUUGGAGCAGAAAUUCAGGAGGACAGUCACGAAUGUUGGAGCAGGUGUAGCUAAAUAUGUAGCAAAAGUGAUAGCACCAAAAAACUCGACAAUUUCUAUCUCUCCACAAACCUUGGUGUUUGAGAAGAAAAAUCAGAAGCAGGACUACACUCUGACCAUACGUUACAAAGGCAUUGCAGAUGAUCAAGCACAAUCUGGUUCAAUCACUUGGGUGGAAGAGAAUGGUCAUCACACAGUAAGAAGUCCUAUAGUUGUAGCUCCAGAGAUUGAUGCCUGGACCUGAAAUGCUGCAAUUGACAAAACUGUUGCAUUGGUAAGAUUGUAACUCUCCAAGAGAGUACUGUUAAAGUAGUAUGUCCACUUAACAUGAUGUUGUUGCAAUUGCAUGUGUAAGUUUGUAACUCUCCAAGAGAGUACGGUUAAAGUUGAAAUUGUCGCAGUUGAUUUAUCAAUAAAGUAUGACUUUGUUGCCGUUUAA
This is a messenger RNA of Capsicum annuum, 2972 nucleotides long. RefSeq names its product subtilisin-like protease SBT3. Gene Ontology annotation, biological process: proteolysis. The transcript has a single exon. The coding region runs from base 474 to 2777 and encodes 767 amino acids. Lineage: Eukaryota; Viridiplantae; Streptophyta; Magnoliopsida; Solanales; Solanaceae. The record is from RefSeq and is a predicted model, not a curated record. Gene Ontology annotation, molecular function: serine-type endopeptidase activity.